Messenger RNA from Ictalurus punctatus (channel catfish), 4427 nucleotides. RefSeq names its product platelet-derived growth factor receptor-like protein. The transcript has 6 exons. Lineage: Eukaryota; Metazoa; Chordata; Actinopteri; Siluriformes; Ictaluridae. Bases 1184 to 2365 code for a protein of 393 amino acids. The record is from RefSeq and is a predicted model, not a curated record.
AACAAAUAACAAAUCCCAAGCUUUACGUAAGUGCUCUGUCGUAAAGAGGUUAUAAAUCCGUUCCUUUAUCUUUAUCCGAGUUCUUUAGGAAUCCAGACCGAGUGGGUCCGUAAACAGUUGAAAUUAAACUCGACUUCGGGACGAGUUCGGAUCGAAGCGAAUAAUCACUGACAUGCUUUGGGAAAACGAUGAAACAAAGCCCAACAGGGUUCUUACUAAACCCACUUUAAUGCUUGAAACCUUCAAAAGAAGAACGUUCGUAAGAACGUAGAGAUUCGCAGUGAGACCCCCGCCGAGAAGUUCAGCUCGUGCUGUAGCAGAUCUAUAUCCCGCACACGUCAUCAGCGCUACAAACCCAUUCACCCUGUUCACCUUAAAUAGGCUUUAUUUUGGCAGGGAGGGUGGGGGGGGAUUUUCUGUGCCACAUGCAGACUAAUCCUAAUCCUACAGCCGAGGCAGGACCGAUUUUUAUCGAGCACACAGUAAACACUUUAUAAACACUUAGAAACACUUGGAUAAAUUUGAUCAAAUAUGACACACACACGUGACGGGGUGGUGUGAUGAAGCGGAGUUACUGUUACGACCCUGAAAUUCAUUAUAGUCCCAGAUUGUGCAUGGUAUGUCAGUACUAAUCAGUACUACCUAACCCUAUCAGUACUACCUACCCUUAUCAUUACUUCGCCACACCGUUGCUGAUUAUUUUCCUACAACAGCACGUUCUGUCGUGUUGUAUCCAUUACAUAUUGUAUAGAUUGCCAAUUUACACGUCAACAUUUAUUUAUUUAUUUUUUAAAAUGACUUUCUUGUCAGUUAAAAGAACAGACACACACCCACUUUAACCAGACCAGUGUGUCAAGCAGAACAGAUGAAAAGCACUAAUCAUGUCCCCCUGAAUAGACUGUUGAGCAUUUUCACAGCGUGUUUCUGUCCUGGAUAAACAUGAGUGCUUCCUCCCGGCAGGCCGAGAGCAGAAAGCGGCCGUUGAGUGAAGCGUGAGGAAUUUGGAGUGUAAAUGCUGUCUUUGAGAGCAGGAAUGUGUGUAGAGCAGCUUCCCUUCUCGCUAAUGUCUCUCGUCACUCUCGGGCUGCCUUGCAUGGAGAAACACUGACAGAAAUUGUUUUUAAGUGCUUUUGGCCGUUAUUUUCCUGGCCAUUUUGUGUACAUUUUGUGAAAGCGGUGUAUCAUGAAGCUGGUCUUGGUGGUGUUUUGCUCCCUGUUGUUCUAUACGCUGCUCUUUCAGCUUGUAACGAGUCAAAAGGAGCCGAAGCCAGCCGGAGAUAAGAAGCUAAAAGAGAAGGUGAAGGUGAAGGUGAAGAAAGAGGCUGAGAAGAAGAACAAAAGCAUGUCAGUCAAGAUUAAAGCCACGCCCCCACCCAAGCCCCCGAGUUCCACAGCAGCUCCGCCGUACCUGAAUCGAGUAGUGGGGAAGGGGAAGUUUGAGAAGGUGGGGAAAACGCUGUCGGUCCCUGCAGGGGACACGCUGGAGCUGAGGUGUAAAGGCAGUCGUGUGCAGUGGGACGUCCCGUCUUACCUGCAGGAGGACGAGGAAGGACGACUCAGGACGGUGCAGCACGAGCGAUACGGCGCACUAGUUUUAGCCAAUUCGUCAGGAGCUGAUACAGGAGUGUACACCUGCUACCCGCUGUACUGCGAGGACUCCGAAUGCAGGAAAGAGUACGAUAAAGCCCUCAGAGUCUUCAUCUUCUUCACCGACCCUCAGGAGCUCUUCGUGCCAUCAGCGGAUUAUUAUGAGGUCAUCCAUCUCAGAAGUAACUGGCCUACAGUGUUGCCGUGUCAGGUCACAAAUCCGCAGGCCAAAGUCUCCCUGCACCGUGAGUUCCCACCCAUGGAGGUGAAGGUGGACGGAUCCGAGAUCUCGUACGACGUGACGCGUGGUUUCACCAUCCACAGGCCCAAAGCACAUCACGCCGGCUCUCUGUACUGCGUGGCCAGCAUGGGGAACCUGAGGCAGAGCUCCAUCAAGUACAUGCUCAUCUACGUCCACUACCCGGCUGCUCCUCCUGUCCCCGUGAUCCAGGCCUCGGCUUCCUCAGUGGCUGUGGGUGUGAACCUGCAGCUCUCGUGCACGGUGGUGGGAGAACAGGACGUGGCGGUGGACUUCACGUGGGAGUAUCCUGGACAAAAAAUCGGCCGGCCGCUCUACACGCAGGAGACCGCGCAGACGGUGCAGUUGGACGGACGCAGCCGGCAGCGCUUGCAGUCGGUCCUGCAGGUGGAUGAAGUGAGGGAGGUGGACGAGGGAACCUACACCUGCACUGCCCAGAACCUGCAGGGCUCACGCUCCGUCUCCACCAACGUCAACGUGCAGAAGAAACGCAACGCCACCAAACCACACACAACCUGAGUCACAACUCAUCAUUCGUCAUUCAUAGGACAAGACGUCAGCCAUGUUAGGUGUCCAGAAUCCAUGUGAGUCUAAUGACCACCAGUUCUCCAAAAUGACAUUCUCUGUAUCUCAGACUGAAUUUUUUUUAAAAGUAAAGCAAAAGGUACAAUAAAACAUGUUACAUCACCAAGGGCUGAUUUAGUGAUUUUGGGGGCCCUGGGCAAAAUAUAGAAAUGGGGCCCUCGUUUCAGUGUUUUAACAUCCAUAUUUAAAUUUUCACCAUACUUUAUUUAGCAUUAAUAAUUAAAAACAUAUGUAAUUUGCAUUUUAAGGGGGCCCUUGGCUUCUGGAGGCCAAGUCGGUUGCCUACCAUUGCCUAGUGCUAGCUCCGCCCCUGUACAUCACAUAACUGAAACUUGCAACUCAACCCAAAAUCAGCUUUUUUGAUGAAUAUAUUUGGUCACCCGCCAUUUCUGACCCGCCCAUUUCUCACAGGGUGUCGUGACACGCUCGGAAGAAAAAGCGUAAUCCGCACUCUCAUACGUACGUGAACUCACAGACACUCCUGAUUGGUUAGUAUCACUUUGAUUGACAGGGGAGAGAGAAUAUGCCCCUCCCACCCUGACAGAACAGCCAGUUUUGCUCCUUUGGGAUUCGAACUCAUUAUCUUCGAACUUUUUCCGUGUUCCUCCACUCGUGUUUGAACAUUUUAAAAGCGUACAGAAUUGUAUAUUCUGUGUAUAUAUAGAACGUUUAGUUAUCCAAGGCAGCUGUCAUGUGAACGCAGGAAUCAGCGUUCAACUACGAUUCCCAGAUGACAGUGGUUCACAACACAGGGUUACGACACCCAUCCACCACAGACUCUCUCACGUUCACGUUCACCUGAUUACUGAUCACACACCUGGACUCAAUCACACACUCACUGUAUACAGGGAUUCUCACUAAGAUUAAGGCUCUGGGUGACUGAUCGGAAGGUCGGGGGUUCAAGCCCCAGCAUCACCAAACUCCCACUGUUGGGAUCUUGAGCAAGGCCCUUAACACUCUCGGCUACAGGGGGCGCUGUAUCAUGACUGACCCUGCACUCUAACCACAACUUCCUAACACGCUGGGAUAUGCGAAGAGAAGAACUUCUCUGAGUUCUUCUUCUUCUUCACUGUUACCUGGCCUAGUUCAUGUUGUUUGCUCAUCAAUUGACUCUUACCUGAAUCACGACAUUGCCUUGGAUUGAGUCUCUGUUUUGGCAUUUGGCAGACACUCCUAUCCAGAACGACUUACAUUUUAUCUUUGAAGCAGUUGAGGGUUAAGGGCCUUGCUCAAUUUGAACUCGUGACCUUCCAAUCAGGAAGUUUUGUGUGCCACUCUUAAUAAAACAUUGUGUUCGUACUUGCAUCCUGACAGCAAUGAAUUCCAUCCAUUUUUUGUGCUUUGGCAUUGAUGAUUUAUUUUCUUUUUUCCUUUGUCUUUUUUUUUUUUUUUUUUUUUUGCUUCUGUUGUUUUGUUAUAUUCUGGAUAUUAAGCAGCAGCUGUGUUUAAGUGGUGUAACAGACCUGUACUGAUUCAUGUUUCACUGAUCCAUGCGAUUACCAGCUGCAUUACUCGUGUUAAAUGAAUUUUAUAGGAAAAUGUAUCAUCCUCUCUUCCCAGAUAGUUACAUGAUUUAAGGAAGCAUUUUAUAAAUUAAAAGUUCACUUUUUGUCUGCUCUUUGCUACCAUUUUAUAAUAUAAACCAGCAGUGCAUGACUUUUAUGUAAUAAAGGAUUCAUGAUAAGUAUGAAGAUCUGGUGUUGAUGUCCAGAUACUGGGCAUGAUAACUGUAUAAAAGCUGCACCACCAGCAGGGGGAGACACUGUACUGCUACCAUGAGCUCAGUCUCCAUUUCUGCAUCUAAAACUAAAUUCAAACUAAGACUAUUUAUACGUUUUGUCCUCAUACACCUCAGUUCCUUGAGGAUUCUUUGAUUUCAGCUUCAUAAAGGGGUUCUAGCUGAAUCUUUUUCUGAAUAAGAAACCAAAGAAACCAUUUUAUGUAUUUUUGUCUAAAGCAAACAUAUAUUACAAUUUUAUAAUCAAAAUGGCUUUUU